CUCGGGUCGAGUGAUUGCCGCAAAAAGGGCAAACGUUGUGUGGUGGUGGGUGUUGGGGGCCGAUGUGGCUCUGGGGGCUUCGGGCCCCAGUCCCAUAGGCGCAAUAAUCGCCAACCACAAUCGCGGCGGACCAUCCUCCACAGCCCAAUUCACAGACUUGUCAGCUUUGCCCAUCAAAGCUGUCACGGCCGAAAAGCCAAAAAGAAACUGCCCAUUCAUUGUCUCCCGUCUUCUGGCCCUUCUCCACCCCGAAAUUCCCUCGCGACCGCCCUGCGAUCUGGAACAAUUGCCGGCUCACUCUUCUCCGAUAAAUGAUGUGAUUAUCUCGCACCCGCACGGCACGGCAGUUCGUAUCAGCACUUGUCCUGGCGUUCCACCGCGGCCCGAACAGCGAAUAUCGCGCACCCUCUAUCAAUCAAUCGGGCAGCAGUCGUGCGCGGGAUAGGUUGGUUGCCAGCACACGGACGAGUCCACGAGCGUUCCUUCCUUCCAUCCAGUGGGGGGUUGGGGAGAGAGAGAGAGACAGUAAGGAACGAAAGCGGUGGACAGGCCGUGCGGGGUUUGGCGGGUUUUCGGGUGGUCAUUAUCGAAUCAAGCGCAUCUUCCAGGCCGUUCGACGCACGCAAUGAUAAGUGAUAGUGAUUUUCGGAACUUUCACACCACGAUCGCAGAACCCACCGGUGACGGAGUGCGCCCGGCAGUGUAAGGUGUCGCGUUGAAUGCUCCUUGUCCUUGUUGUCCGUGAGCGAUCGGCGAAAACAGUGAGGUCAGUAGGACAACGGUGUUGUGCAAUUCGGUGUGUAACUCAAGGCGAACGACAUGAAAUCCAACAUGCUUUGUGGCAUAUCCUGCUGGCAUCCGGCCUGGCUGCAGCGGUUCGCCACGCCACGAUCGUUCAUCAUGGUGUACGGGUUUCUCGGUACCGUGCAGGCGAUGGCGUACAUCUACUUCGUCAUCACGCUCACCACGCUGGAGAAGCGGUUUAAGAUUCCAUCCUCAACUACUGGUAUCAUCCUGAGCGGCAACGAAAUAUCUCAGAUCCUGCUGUCGCUCAUACUGUCGUACGUCGGGGGCCACCGGAACCGACCGCGCUGGAUUGCGUGGGGCGUGGUGUUUUGUGCCCUUUCCUGCUUCAUCCUCGCCCUGCCCCACUUCAUCUACGGUGCGGGCGAUGAGGCACUGCAGCUUACCAAGGAGUACAUCCGCGAACGGGAGGAGGACGAAGCGCGGAUACGAUCGCACCAGAACUACACGAUCAUGGUGAAGAGCACGAACCGGCUGUGUCUGGAUACGUCCUCGCCGAAGCAAUGCCUCGAGACGAUUUCGGUCGUCCCGCUGGUGCUGAUCUUCCUGUCCCAGUUCGUGCUCGGCAUCGGCAACACGCUCUACUACUCGCUGGGCCAAACGUACUUGGACGAUAACACGAAGAAGACCAACACCCCGCUCAUGCUGGCGUACGCGUCCUCGCUGCGCACCUUCGGGCCGGUCGUUGGAUUUGCACUCGGAUACUUUGCACUUAAGAUCUACAUCGAUCCUACCAAGACACCGAUCAUCGACAGCUCCGAUCCGCGCUGGCUGGGUGCAUGGUGGUUGGGCUGGAUACUGCUCGGCGUCGCUAUGAUCAUCUUCGCCCUGCUUAUCGGUAUGUUUCCGAAGGAGAUCCCGAAAAGGCCCAAAUCGUCCGAACCCCCCACCCAGAAGCGAACUCACUCGACCGUCCCGGUUAUUCUGAUGAACGAUGCGGAAGCAUUCGGCAAGGAGAAGGAAAGUCUCAGCAAACGGCAGCAGCGAACCGUGUCGGAGAAUGCGUCCGAGUUUGCCGAAAGCAUCGUAGAGUUCCCGCAGCUGAAAGACUUCCCACGAGCCCUGAUGCGGCUUCUCAAGAACAAGCUGCUCAUGUUCAACAUUCUGUCCGGCAUAUUCUACAUUCUCGGCUCUAGCGGCUACAUCACGUUCCUGAGCAAGUACAUCGAGGUGCAGUUUCACAAGUCCACCGCUAACGCGACCGUCAUAACGGGACCGAUAACGCUGUUCGGUAUGGUGGCCGGGUUCCUAAUAUCGGGCAUCAUCAUCUCGAAGAAGAAGCCUUCGCCCAAAAAGCUGCUCUUCUGGAACGUGAUCGUCGGUGCGGGAUACAUGGCGGGACAGAUAUCCUACCUGUUUCUUACCUGUCCCGACGGCACUAUGCCGUUGGUGAAGGGCCGAUUAAAUCUUACGACCGAGUGCAACAGCCACUGUCACUGCGACGGAAUCCCGUACAGUCCGAUCUGCCAGGAGGACACGGGCAUCACGUUCUUUUCCGCCUGUCAUGCCGGUUGCGAUACGUGGCACACGGCCGAAAAGUAUUACGACAGUUGCUCGUGCCAGAAUGAAAACUAUUCCCCGAUCACAAAGCUGCCCUGGGAGCGUUCCAGCACCCGGACGACGAAUCCUUACAUUGCUCACACGACUAGCACGAUGGCCGGUGCAGAAAGUACUACGGCAAGCUGGUCAUCUUCCAGUAAUAUUAGCACGAGUUCUGCACCCUCUGUCGGUGCAGAUACGAUUCAACUAUUAGCUGGCCAUGAACCUACAGUCAACUAUACUCUAUCACACGACGAGUUAAGGGAGGAAGAUCCCAAAUCACGGACAGACAAUUCCGACGAACGGUUGGAAGCGGCAAAGACUGAUGAAGCGAGUACAUCAUCCCCUCCUGUGUCAGAAACCAUUCCGGACGACGGUACCGAACCUCCAACCGAGCCAUCCAGAAGAAGAAAACGGGCAGUGGAACCGACGGACGAGGGACAAUCUUCGACGAGCGCUUCCAGCACUCCACCGGACAGCAUACUGUACACGGCGAAACUAAUCCCUGGUGCUUGCGUGCAAGGAUGUGCGCUCGGGUUCUAUCUGUUCUCCAUCAUUUCCAGCAUAAUCAACUGUCUGGGUGCAUCGGGUCGCAUCGGCAACCUGCUUGUCAACUAUCGAUGCGUCUCGAAGCAGGACAAAUCCUUCACCCAGGGAUUGAUACUGAUGAUGAUCAGUCUGUUCGCCCUGAUUCCCGGUCCAAUCAUCUACGGCAGGAUCAUCGACAGUACGUGCCUGGUGUGGACGGAAGAGUGCGGGAAGCGCGGUAACUGCCAGCUGUACGAUCAGAAACUGUUUCGCUAUUACAUCAACAUAACAGCACUGUGCCUCACGUCGGUGGGAGUGUUCUUCGAUGGAUUGGUGUGGUGGUACGGCAAAACGUUGGACCUGUACGGUGAACGCGAAAUGGCGGAACAGCAGCAGCAACGGCAGCAGCAGCAGCAGCAGCAGAAUCAAAAUCACAAAGUGCACCCGGAACCGAUCAGUAAUCAUGCGUUCAAACAUGAUACGUGAUACCCGCGCCCGUACCGGUGCGCGGUGGUGGUGUGAGCUGUGUAAAUGUAUUACUGUUAGAGUACGUUCGAUGCGCUGUAUUGGUCAAUAAGAGAUAAGGGAUAUUUUACAAUAAAUGGUGUACGUUUUAAUCAUGAUAAA
Molecule: messenger RNA, 3498 nt
Organism: Anopheles stephensi (Asian malaria mosquito)
Lineage: Eukaryota; Metazoa; Arthropoda; Insecta; Diptera; Culicidae
Gene: Oatp33Ea
Product: solute carrier organic anion transporter family member 74D
Exons: 6
Coding region: 820-3357 (845 amino acids)
Biological process (GO): sodium-independent organic anion transport; transmembrane transport
Cellular component (GO): membrane
Molecular function (GO): protein binding
Source: RefSeq, a predicted model, not a curated record